Ctenopharyngodon idella (grass carp) is the source of this 4442-nucleotide messenger RNA. RefSeq lists its product as uncharacterized. NCBI's taxonomy places the organism in Eukaryota, Metazoa, Chordata, Actinopteri, Cypriniformes, Xenocyprididae. Bases 334 to 1836 code for a protein of 500 amino acids. The transcript has 20 exons. The record is from RefSeq and is a predicted model, not a curated record.
GGCGCCUAUCUUUAGUGAAGCGCGCGGCGACGCUUCUGAAACGUGCCGCGCUGCAGCUGGUGUAAACACAAGCGUUGACUGGAGUGGCCGCGAUCGACUCUGCCGUGCCGCAUCAAUAAUAUCGGACUCGCGCAUACAGAACAUUCCCAGCUCUUCCCCAAACUAACAUUUAAGGCGGCCCAGUUAACGGAACGAUUGCGCAGGCGCAAUACGGGAUUUCGGCGAUGGGCGCGGUCCAGAAAUCUCAAAGACUCAAAACACGUCCAAGUAGACAGCGAGACGCUUCUUCAACACAGACACAAUCGUCCUUAUUUAACUCAGCUUCACAACAACAUGAAGAACGCGUUUUCUAUGUUUGUGUGUUUCUUCGUCAUAGAGGGUGUGUUUGAUGUUGAUCCAGAUGAAGUGAAGACGGUGAUCGAGGGAGAAUCUCUUACUCUACAGACUGAUUUUAUUGAAACGCAGAAAGAUGGUCUAACAGAGUGGAAAGUUAAUGAUAAUAGCAUAGCAACAAUCAACAGAGCAACUGGAAAAGUUGAAUAUAGUGAUGUGAAGUUGAUGAUGAUGUUUAGUGGCAGAAUUAAUCUGGAUCAAACUGGAUUUCUCACCAUCUGGAAUAUCAGAAUCAAACACUCUGGAGAAUAUAAAGUAGAGAGUAUCAGCAGUGUAGGGACCAAAUCCAAGACAUUCAAAGUUAUUGUGAAAGAAUCUCCACUCAAGUCUGUUGAAAAUAAAGAUGAAAUAAAGGCAUUGUUAGCCACAAAGGGAAACUCUGAGACCCUACACACUGAUACUGACCUACAGAAACAUGAUCUGAUACUUUGGAGAUUUGGAGCUGAAGGAUAUCUCAUCGCUAAAGGUGAUACAGAUAACAAUCGGACCUCAUACUAUGAUGGUGACGAUGGGAGAUUCAGAGACAGACUGAAGAUGGACAGCAGGACUGGAUCUCUGACCAUCAGUGACAUUGAAACUGAACAUGCUGGAGAAUUUAGACUAAAGAUCAUCAGUGACAGAAGGAUUUUAUUCAAAAGAUUCACUGUUACUGUCUCUGUACCAGGUAUUUCUCCAGGCGCUGUAGCAGGGAUAUGUGUUGUUCUGCUGCUGGUGGCUGCCGCUGCAGCUGCUGGUGUUGGGAUUUAUUGUCGACCCAGUGAUUCUGAAGACAAAAAACUUAUAUCGAAGUUCUCUAAACAACUAGAGCAACUGCCGAAGAUCUCCAAACAACUAGAGCAAUUGUCGAAGCUCUCUAAACAAUUGUCCGAGAUCAAUGAAAAAGAACUGGCGGAGGGCUGUGAAAAAGAAAAAACAAAGAUCUCUGAAAAACUAAAGAAAAUGUCCGGGGACUGUAAAAAAGAAAUGUCGGAGAUCUCUAAACAACUAGAGCAACUGCAUGAAGAGAAGAUCUCAGAACGACUGUCCGAGAUCGCUGAAAAAGUAAAGAAAAUGUGUGAAGACAAGAAACCUGAACAACCAGAGCAGCUGUCUUUGAUGGGUGAAGCAGAAACCUCUGAACAAGAAACACUCUUGACAGAUGAAAUGGAGAUCUCUGAACAAGAAAUAUGUGCUGAUGUCACAAAGAUGGAGAAGGGUGAAGGGGAACGGUGCAUUUAUGUUGCAGAGACUGCCAUAAGUCGAGUGAUCGGUGCUGAUCGGGCUGUCAUAGACAGACAGGGCAGGAGGAGCCUUGUGAUCCGUAACCCCAGUACUAAACGUGCUGGAGGUCACACACAUGGAUCAGAUCCUCAAAAUGAUCUGAAAGGGCUGAAAGAAGAAUCAUCAGGAAAAGAAACAUCUUCUAUCAGCCAAAUAGACAAGGAUGGAGAGAAUGAACAGUAGAAGAAGAGAUAAGACACGCCCACCAGUGUCAAUCACUGUGACAUCAUCAGCAUUUCAGCUCAGUCUUUUAGAAGCUUCUAGAAAUCAUCCAGUGAAAGUGAGAAAUGAAUCAGUGUGUUUGAGCUCUUAAAGUCUUGUGUGAAAAGCUUCUUUGGGUUCAGAUGAACAGGGAAAUGUGUUGAUGGAAACACUGCAUGUAUAAUUUUAUUAAUGUUUCACUACAUACCUCACCUUUAAAGUGUUACUCUUAACAUAAUACUAAUUUGACUCUCACAGCUUUGAUUUUGAUUGUCAGAAAUAUUACUUAUUUUUAAAGAAGUGUUUUACCGCAGCAGUAUCUCUCUAUGUGCUGUUUUACAUCAUUAACACUAGUGCAAGGAGGUGUUUUUUCUGGUCAAGUAAAAACAAGUAGCAAUAGAACAGGGAAAAAAAAAAAAAAAAUGAGGCUUAAAUUUAUUUUUGGGUGCCAUUCACUUCCAUAGUAUAAUUUUUUUCCUACACUGAAAGCCAAUGGGUCUCAUUUACUAAUAUAAUUGCGUAGUUUAUUUCAUAUCUGAACUUCUCAUGAAAAAUCUCAGCCUAGUUCACCACACGUGUGUACGCACAUGAAUCUGUUCUGAACCUCGUUCUUAUUUUAGUGAAUUUGGAGAGUUCUAAAUGAGCGGUCGCGUGCACGAGGUUAGUCAUUUGCAUAAAACACGUCCAUGUAAGGGCUUUCCGCGCACAGCCUUUCGUCACCCGUGUCAAACUUGCCACUGUUUGCGACACACUCUCUCCUGAUCCUCGAGCAAUGAGUGAUCAGUUCUCACAAUAAACCGCUUUCAUACCGACCCAGAUUACAGAGCUGUCAUUAGACAUUAUCUGUGUUAUUCAGAGAAUAAGAUAUAACGAAGCUUUUCUUACUCUUUAACUGUAUAUAAUGUAUUUCAGAUUGAAUGAAAUUGUAUUAUUUAAUAAUUUUAUUAUAUUAUUUUAUAUAUAGAUUGUAUAAUACAAUUAAUGCAACACACUUCAAUAUAAUUAUAGUCAUGUUAGGAUGAAAUAUAACGUCUUAACACGAUUAUAAGGCCGUACAGAGAAAGUGUUUUUUGUGUAUGUGUGGUUUCAGUUGUUAAAAUCGUUCGUACGCACAUUUCACGCACACAUUUGUACGUACAUGUGAAUGAGACCCAAUGUCUGCUCUCACUGUCUGGUUACCAGCAUUCUUCAAAAGAUCCUUUUUUUGUGUUCGGAAGAAAGAAACUCACACAGGUUUGGAACAACAUAAACUUAAUCUUAACUUAAGAACUCAUUGGGGUUGUUCAACUAUACAUUGAUUUCUUCUGCUAUAAAAAAUUUCCAUGUAUAAUAAACUUUUUACCAAAGCCUCAGAUGUCUAAAGGGGUCAAACUAAUCUGACGCUGUUUUUUUUUUUUUUUUUUGAUAAAAUAAUUAAAAUCUCCAUUACUGUAUGUAUUCUUUUUUCAUCAUGUAGGUGCUUAUACAGCAAUGCCAUUUUCAAAUUUAUUGUUCAUAGGUUCCAGAAUAUACAGUGGGUACGGAAAGUAUUCAGACCCUCUUAAAUUUUUCACUCUUUGUUAUAUUGCAGCCAUUUGCUAAAAUCAUUUAAGUUCAUUUUUUUUUCCUCAUUAAUGUACACACAGCACCCCAUAUUGACAGAAAAACACAGAAUUGUUGACAUUUUUGCAGAUUUAUUAAAAAAGAAAAACUGAAAUAUCACAUGGUCCUAAGUAUUCAGACCCUUUGCUGUGACACUCAUAUAUUUAACUCAGGUGCUGUCCAUUUCUUCUGAUCAUCCUUGAGAUGGUUCUACACCUUCAUUUGAGUCCAGCUGUGUUUGAUUAUACUGAUUGGACUUGAUUAGGAAAGCCACACACCUGUCUAUAUAAGACCUUACAGCUCACAGUGCAUGUCAGAGCAAAUGAGAAUCAUGAGGUCAAAGGAAAUGCCUGAAGAGCUCAGAGACAGAAUUGUGGCAAGGCACAGAUCUGGCCAAGGUUACAAAAACAUUUCUGCUGCACUUAAGGUUCCUAAGAGCACAGUGGCCUCCAUAAUCCUUAAAUGGAAGACGUUUGGGACGACCAGAACCCUUCCUAGAGCUGGCCGUCCGGCCCAACUGAGCUAUCGGUGGAGAAGAGCCUUGGUGAGAGAGGUAAAGAAGAACCCAAAGAUCACUGUGGCUGAGCUCCAGAGAUGCAGUCGGGAGAUGGCAGAAAGUUGUAGAAAGUCAACCAUCACUGCAGCCCUCCACCAGUCGGGGCUUUAUGGCAGAGUGGCCCGACGGAAGCCUCUCCUCAGUGCAAGACACAUGAAAGCCCGCAUGGAGUUUGCUAAGAUGGUGAGAAAUAAGAUUCUCUGGUCUGAUGAGACCAAGAUAGAACUUUUUGGCCUUAAUUCUAAGCGGUAUGUGUGGAGAAAACCAGGCACUGCUCAUCACCUGUCCAAUACAGUCCCAACAGUGAAGCAUGGUGGUGGCAGCAUCAUGCUGUGGGGGUGUUUUUCAGCUGCAGGGACAGGACGACUGGUUGCAAUCGAGGGAAAGAUGAAUGCGGCCAAGUACAGGGAUAUCCUGGACGAAAACCUUCUAUAAAUGAUUUUAGCAAGUG